Messenger RNA from Myodes glareolus (Bank vole), 2336 nucleotides. It is a transcript of the gene Arid3c, whose product is annotated as AT-rich interaction domain 3C. The record is from RefSeq and is a predicted model, not a curated record. NCBI's taxonomy places the organism in Eukaryota, Metazoa, Chordata, Mammalia, Rodentia, Cricetidae. Gene Ontology annotation, molecular function: DNA binding. Gene Ontology annotation, cellular component: nucleus. Gene Ontology annotation, biological process: regulation of transcription by RNA polymerase II.
GCACUUGGUGAUGGCACGUGAGCAAGGCACGAGGUGAAGCUCUGUUCUGGCCAGGUUUUCCCCAUUCACCCCAACAGCCUGCAGAGUGAUUUCGUGUGAUCACAGUCUGCCCAGGUCCUUGACCCCUCUAGUGACCUUUAAACAGAAUGUGUAAGAUUGGGCCUGAACUUGUGACAAGAUCUGUUAAUGUGUGAACGGAGGGCACUGAGUGUGGGUUUGGGGGGGACACUUGUGAGGCUGAGCAGGGCCAUGAGUCGGAGUUUAUGAGCUGUGGACUCCUCACUCUCCCAUGUGUGAUUUCCCCAUAGCUCUCCGGCGCCCCCUCCCUUGAGUCUGAUUGUAAGGAAGGUGGGAGACACCUGUUGGGGGGCUAAGAGGGGCUGAGCCCACCCUGGCCUCCCACACUGAGCCCUCCUGCCAGAGCCCGCCCUGCAGGACUCGGGUCCCGCCCCCGGGACCGCAGGCAGCGGCGCGACCGCCAGUGAACGCACUGUGGUCAGAAGAGCGCAAGGCGGCAGGAGCGCACAGCGGGGGACCCUGCACAGGGAACCCAGAGAAACAGGAGCCGCCUGAAAGGCGGCGGGGCCGAGAGACCGCCGUGGAGACACCGGGGGCUUCGGGCGGUGCCAGGCAGACGGCCCUUUCCUCAGGGCCCCGCCUGGUACCAGGAACCCCCCCAGCUGGGGGACUGCGCCUGGAAGCUGUAAUGGAGGCCCUGCAGAGGCAGCAGGCAGCUCGGCUGGCCCAAGGGGUGGGGCCUUUGGCCCCUCCACGCCUACCGCUUCCACAGUCUCCUCUGCUUAGCGCCCGGACCCUACAGGCUGAGGGAGCUUUAGGGGUGGUUAGGGAUGACGAAGAGGAGGAUGCUGAAGAAGAUGAGGAGGGAGAGGCACCCUUAGCAGAAGAGGAGGCAGCGGAGGAGAGCCAUCCAGAAGCCCGGUGUCCCAACUCACCUUCCAGCCAGCCCCCUGGACUCCAACCACAUGAGUGGACCUAUGAGGAACAGUUCAAGCAGCUGUAUGAACUCGAUGCAGACCCCAAGAGGAAGGAAUUUCUGGAUGACCUGUUUAGCUUCAUGCAGAAGAGAGGGACGCCAGUGAACCGGGUGCCCAUCAUGGCGAAACAGGUGUUGGACCUGUACGCGUUGUUUCGCCUAGUGACAGCCAAGGGUGGCCUGGUAGAAGUCAUCAACCGAAAAGUGUGGAGAGAGGUCACACGCGGCCUCAGUUUGCCAACCACCAUCACCUCUGCCGCCUUCACGCUACGCACCCAGUACAUGAAGUAUUUGUACCCAUAUGAGUGCGAGACGCGGGCACUCAGUUCCCCAGGGGAGCUCCAGGCUGCCAUAGACAGCAAUCGCCGUGAGGGUCGUCGCCAGGCUUACACCGGGGUCCCGCUCUUCAGCUUAGCAGGACAGACACCUCGGGGAGCUUCUGGCCCCGCCUCGGGUCAUGGCCCCGCCCCGGCCGCGACCCCGAGCUGCCCAGGUCCGGCCCAAGGUUCUGCUACUGGCUUGCCCGCCCACGCGUGCGCUAAACUGAGCCCGAGCCCUGUAAAGAAAGAAGAGACUGGGAUUCCACCCCCUCGUCUGGCUCUACCUGUGGGCUUGGCCUUCGAGGCUGCACGGGAGAAGCUGGCCCCAGAAGAGCCUCCAGAGAAGAGGGCUGUGCUGAUGGGCUCCGUGGACCCACCUCGACUGGGGGCGCCCCCCAGUUUUCUGCCUCGUGGCAAAGUUCCUCUAAGGGAAGAGCGUUUGGAUGGGCCCCUCAAUCUGGCAGGCAGUGGCAUCAGCAGUAUCAACAUGGCGCUAGAGAUCAAUGGGGUGGUCUACACUGGUAUCCUCUUUGCUCGCCGCCAGCCUGUGCCAGCUUCCUUGGGGCCAACCAAUCCUGCACCUCCACCCUCCACAGGGCCCCCUUCCAGCACUUUGCCCUGAAAGCAGCUACUGAGAGCUAAGAGUCCCAGCAUCGUUGCCCGGGAGAGAAGGUACCCUCCCACCUUGAUUCUUUCAGGCUAUGAUGUCCACUCUGGGAUCCAGUCAUGAGAGAUGACAGCAUGCCACCGCCACACCAAAGGGAUGUCUUAUUAUGUUCCAUCUACCUCAUUGUAAAAGGACGAUACCACCUCCCUAGCUGAUUGCAGCAGCAUCUACCAAAGAGUUCUUUCCCCCAGUAACCCCUCUCGUCUCCUUAUGUGAGCCCUAUGUCAGUGUCAUCUAUGGUACCCCACCUCUUUGAGUCCACUCUGCUCCUUUCAGGGGGCAGGUAAAGGAUUGGAUUUGAAUGUGAAGAUGUCCCUUUGGGUCGCAUCUGGAAAAUAAAGUUGUAUUUCCUCCA